Cetraspora pellucida is the source of this 757-nucleotide messenger RNA. The record is from the annotation of a GenBank genome assembly. Lineage: Eukaryota; Fungi; Glomeromycota; Glomeromycetes; Diversisporales; Gigasporaceae.
AUGGAUACUUACACUGGCAGUGUCAAACCCGAGCUGAGGAUUCAAGAACUCACUGCAGAAAAGGUCAAAUUUAUACUUACAAAUGUGGAUCUGAGCAUGGCAAAUGCUCUGAGACGCAUAAUGCUUUCUGAAAUAGCUACCAUAGCUAUUGAUAUGGUGGAAUUUGAACUAAACACCUCUGUGUUAGCGGACGAAUUCAUUGCACAUCGUUUGGGUUUAAUACCAUUAGACAGUACUGAGGCAGAAAAAAUCAAAUAUUCCAGGGCAAAAUGUAGUGUUGAAUUAAAUAUGCAUGUGAAGUGUACAGAAGAAGAUAUUACCAAAGACGUUACUAGUCGAGAUCUUGUCAGCAGCGAUCCACGUUUUACGCCCAUUCAAGAAGGACCAAAGGAUCCAGGCAUUCUGAUUGCUAAACUUCGCAAAGGUCAAGAAAUUAAAGUGAAAUGCAUUGCCAAGAAGGGUGUUGCAAAAGAGCAUGCUAAAUGGAGUCCUUGCGCUGCUGUUGCUUUUGAAUAUGAUCCAUUUAAUAAACUUAGGCAUACAAAAUAUUGGAUUGAAGAGGACGAACAGAGAGAAUGGCCGGCGAGCAGAAAUGCAGCAGAAGAUUUUGCGCCAGGGGACGGUGAAGCAUUCGAUUUCAAUGCCAAACCGAAUAGAUUUUAUUUUGAAGUUGAAACCAUCGGAUCUAUGAAACCUGAAGAUAUUGUUAUGAAUGCUUUUAAAAAGUUGUUGGAAAAAAUUUCAUCAAUUCAGAUGG